GGCUUACUCUGUUUGGCCGAGCCAAUCACAGAAUAAGAAAACACAAGGAUCCAACUGCAAAGCACGAGUUUCCACUCGAUUUCUAGCUUCAAAGAGACUCUAUCUACCGCAGUAUCCGCUAGCGGAGCCUUCAUUAUAUAUGAUGGACAUGCAUGAUGAGCAUCAUCUUUGCAAUAUUCAAAGAAGGAGCGCCAAAUGAAAUACCCCUCCAUCAGUACCUAAGAAAUCUCCCUCUAUUCUCCAAAAGUAUGAAGUGGUGGUGGGUGCUUUGUUUUCUUGCCCUGUGUCUUCUCUUCCGAUCCGGACUCUCCCAAACCGUGGUGAAGUCUCUUCCUGGAUUGCCCGGAGACCUCCCUUUCUAUCUCGAAACCGGAUACAUUGGAGUGGGGGAGUGGGAAGAUGUUCAACUGUUCUAUUACUUCGUCAAGUCAGAAAGGAGUCCGGAAGAUGAUCCUUUGGUGCUGUGGCUCACCGGCGGCCCCGGUUGCUCCGCUCUCUCCGCGAUCUUGUACGAGAUCGGUCCAUUUACGUUCGACUACGACAAAUCUACUAGAGACAGACCAGCUUUAAAAUUGAAUGAAUAUUCAUGGACAAAGGUGGCGAACAUCAUAUUCCUAGAUCAGCCUGUUGGAACUGGAUUCUCCUAUGCAAAUAGCUGGGAAAGUUACAAUAUAAACGAUAAUAUUUCAGCCGCUGAAUCUUACGAAUUUCUAAGGAAGUGGCUUAAGCUCCAUCCUGAGUUUCAAAGCAACCCACUCUACAUUGCUGGGGAUUCUUACUCGGGUAUCAUUGUUCCAAUGCUCACUCUGCAAGUUGAUGAAGGAAACAUUGCCGGUUUGAAGCCUAGAAUGAAUCUCGAGGGCUACUUGCUCGGAAACCCUGCAACAAAUAUAAGUAGUGACAGGAAUUCAAUUGUCCCAUUUGCACAUUUGAAGGGUCUUUUAUCUGAUGAGCUAUAUGGGUCGGCUAAAAUUGAUUGUAAUGGCGAUUAUUUCGACGUUAACUUAAGCAAUGCUGCAUGUGUCAAUGACCUUGAAGCAGUGACCAAGUGCCUAGAAAAUAUAUAUGAAGCAAACAUACUCGAACCCAAUUGCCUGCUUAUGGCUCCGAAAUCGACGGUGGGCCGGGCGUGGGACUCCAGCUUGAUAAUUGAAGACCGUUCACUUCUCCUUCUUCCCACGCCGGGAGCUUCCCGAGUUUGGUGCCGGAGUUAUAACUAUCUAUACUCAUAUAUUUGGGCUAGCGACAAAGCGGUUCAAGAUGCUCUUCAUGUCCGAGAGGGGACAAUUGAGAAGUGGGUAAGGUGCAAUGAGACUUUAUCUUACACAUACACUGUCUCAGAUGUCAUUGACAUCCACAAGGACCUCAUAAAAAGGGGAUAUAGAGCUCUUAUUUAUAGUGGUGAUCAUGACAUGGUUGUUCCAUAUGUGGGAACAUUAGCUUGGAUUGGAACACUGAAUCUGACAAUUUCUCGUGAUUGGGAAGCAUGGUUCGUCGAUGGACAAGUUGCUGGGUAUACUACGUUAUAUUCCUACUUCCCAUCCCUUUUAACGUAUGCAACCGUCAAGGGAGGGGGACACACAGCUCCAGAGUACAAGCCCAAAGAAUGUUUUGCGAUGAUUAAUAGGUGGUUUGAUUAUUAUUACCUUUAG
Messenger RNA from Eucalyptus grandis, 1652 nucleotides. Its product is annotated as serine carboxypeptidase-like 18. NCBI's taxonomy places the organism in Eukaryota, Viridiplantae, Streptophyta, Magnoliopsida, Myrtales, Myrtaceae. The transcript is spliced from 14 exons. Gene Ontology annotation, molecular function: acyltransferase activity, transferring groups other than amino-acyl groups; serine-type carboxypeptidase activity. Gene Ontology annotation, biological process: secondary metabolic process; proteolysis. The record is from RefSeq and is a predicted model, not a curated record. Bases 153 to 1652 code for a protein of 499 amino acids.